AUGUCGACCAGAACAUAUAGGGAUGCUAUUGACAAUCUCAACACCCUCCAGUCUAAUGCUGCAACACUCGAUGCGGCUCGUGCCAACGGAGGUCGGAUAAGCAAAGUCGCGAUACCGGAGAUGUUGGAGUACCUGGGAAGGAUUGGCUACACCGCCUCUGACUUGAACCGGCUUAAUGUCGUACAUAUCACCGGAACGAAAGGAAAAGGAUCAACGUCUGCGUUCACGGACUCAAUUUUGCGUAGAACCAUGCCCCAGUGGAAAGUUGGACUGUACACCUCCCCCCAUUUGGUCGCCGUCCGUGAGCGUAUACGCAUAAAUGGUGCUCCGCUCUCCGAGGAAGACUUUGCUAAAUUUUUCUUCGAGGUUUGGGACAAGCUAGAGCAGAAUGACACUCGAGCAAAUCCUGAAACGUCGCGGAUGCCAGCUUACUUCCGCUUUGUUACGCUGGUCGCCUAUCAUGCGUUUUUGACACUGAAGGUCGAUGCUACCAUUUUGGAAGUCGGUGUCGGCGGAAUGUACGACAGCACCAACAUUGUCCCAAGACCCAUUGUCACUGGUGUUUCCUCGCUUGGCCUUGACCACACUACUCUGCUCGGAAAGACACUUGGAGAGAUAGCUUGGCAGAAAGGUGGUAUCUACAAGGAAGGUGUUCCUGCACUUACAGUGGACCAGCCUGAAGAGGGGAUGGCAGGCCUGAAGCAGCAAGCAGUGGACCGGAAGGCUUCUGAAUUUGUUGUCGUACCACCAACGCCAGCGCUAUCAAGUAUCAAGCUAGGCUUAGCGGGAUCUCAUCAAUACCAGAAUGCUAAUCUCGCUGUGCACCUCGCAAAAUUCUUCUUACAUGCACAAGCUGGCAUGCAAGAGAACACGCUUAGCGAGGCAUUUGUUGAAGGUCUGAAGAAUACAAAAUGGCCUGGCCGAUGUCAGACUGUAUCAGAUCCGAAGCGUGCCAAUCUCACCUGGUUUUUGGACGGCGCACACACAAAAGAAAGUCUGGAAUGUUGCAUGCAAUGGUUUGUCAGCCCUGACGCCGCACUAAGGGCAACCGGUGCUGAGACGAGAGCGUCCCGAGUGUUUAUCUUCAACUGCACUAAUGGACGCUCCGGAAACACGCUCCUGGACAUCGUUAACAAGGAGAUCACAACUCAGCUACACCUCUUUGGAAAUCAAAUCGAGGCGGCCACCUUCUUCGACCAUGUUGUGUUUUGCACUAACGUGACUUAUUCGGACGGCGGAUUCAAGGGCGACUUGACGACCUACGCUAUUCCUACGAAUGACCUUGCGCACUUACAGACACAGCAUGAUCUUGCAUCGGCAUGGUCAUCUCUUGUACCAACCUUCCCUUCUGAGAACAUCCAUAUCCUCCCAUCCAUCGAACACGCCAUAAAUUUAGUUCAACACCUCCAUUCUGGGCCAACUGAACCCGUCGAUGUUCUCGUGUCCGGAAGCUUGCACCUCGUUGGUGGAGUGAUAGAAGUGGCUGGUCUCUCUGAUGUAGCGCUCUGA
Fibroporia radiculosa is the source of this 1509-nucleotide messenger RNA. RefSeq lists its product as uncharacterized. Gene Ontology annotation, biological process: tetrahydrofolylpolyglutamate biosynthetic process. NCBI's taxonomy places the organism in Eukaryota, Fungi, Basidiomycota, Agaricomycetes, Polyporales, Fibroporiaceae. The record is from RefSeq and is a predicted model, not a curated record. Gene Ontology annotation, cellular component: mitochondrion; cytosol; cytoplasm. The coding region runs from base 1 to 1509 and encodes 502 amino acids. Gene Ontology annotation, molecular function: ATP binding; tetrahydrofolylpolyglutamate synthase activity. The transcript has 10 exons.